Gadus morhua (Atlantic cod) is the source of this 910-nucleotide messenger RNA. It is a transcript of the gene irak1bp1, whose product is annotated as interleukin-1 receptor-associated kinase 1 binding protein 1. The coding region runs from base 61 to 810 and encodes 249 amino acids. Lineage: Eukaryota; Metazoa; Chordata; Actinopteri; Gadiformes; Gadidae. The record is from RefSeq and is a predicted model, not a curated record. Gene Ontology annotation, biological process: immune response; positive regulation of canonical NF-kappaB signal transduction. The transcript has 4 exons.
ACACCACCAUCAUCCAUUGUAUCACCAUAGCAGCAGAAGUUGGCUUGGGCUGCUACCGACAUGGACAACCAGAACCGAGUUUGUUUUGACUCUGGGGAUUCUGCUCCCCAUAGACAGAGAGGGCUUGUGUCGCCUUCCACUCCCCCACAGAGAGCUCCUAGAGUGAGAGAGGUCCAGGUUACCGGAUUCGCGGAAGAUUCUCGCCAGGCGGACCGUGUGACUCUGAGCAUCCGAGUGAGCAGCAGCAAGGAGUCGGCCAGCGACGCCAGCAGCAGCGUGUCCCGCCGACUUGAAUACAUACAACAAACCCUUAGACAACAUGGUGUCAAAGAAGAAGAGGUGUCUGUGAAGAGGAGUAUCCAUCGGGAGAAUGACGUGUAUCAUAUGCAGGCAGAGGCCGCGGUGGAUUUCUCAGACUUCCACACGAUGGACAGAGUGUGCUGCGUUCUGCUGGAGAAGCUGGAUAAAAGCGUCUCCAUAGGAUCGCCUCGGUUCCACCACAGCAAAGAGUCCCUCAGCAAUCUCAGAUGCAGGGUGUGUCUCGAGGCGGUUGAAAACGCCCAGCGCAAGGCCAGCGACCUGAGCCACCUGCUGGGGCAGACUCUGGGGCCCCCCCUGCUGGUCAGAGAGGAGGAGACACGCGAGUGGAGGAGCCCAGAGGACGGGGAUGAGGAACAGGAGGGGGAGGACGGGGUCAAGAGAGAGGGGGAGGCCACCCGUUCUGUCACCCACGGUCGGACUGUGGCGUGGGCGUCGUCGCGGGUGUCGGUCACCUUCACGUUCCUGGACAAGGCCCGGAAGAAACACUGAACACAUUCAUUCACCAUCGCCAUUUUCUUAUAUAUAUAUAUAUGAAGUCCUGAAGAAGGAUUCUAUUUUUGUAGAAUAAAUUGUAUUUUAUUGCACGGUU